This is a messenger RNA of Oryctolagus cuniculus (rabbit), 2531 nucleotides long. The record is from RefSeq and is a predicted model, not a curated record. NCBI's taxonomy places the organism in Eukaryota, Metazoa, Chordata, Mammalia, Lagomorpha, Leporidae.
GCGGCAGGCCCGCGUGCAGCGUGGACUGGGUGCCCUCUCUGGUGGGGUUCUCCGGUGCUUAUUUGCCGUCUCCUGCCUUACAGUUUGGGGCUGAAUUCCGAAGGUUCUCCUUGGAUCGUCACAAGCCUGGGAAGUUUGAAGACUUCUACCAGUUGGUCGUGCACACCCACCGCAUCUCCAGCGCGGAGGUGACCAUCGGCUACGCGGACGUGCACGGGGACCUGCUGCCCAUCAACAACGACGACAACUUCUGCAAGGCGGUCUCGAGCGCCAGCCCGCUGCUCAGAGUCUUCAUCCAGAAGCGAGAGGAGGCGGAGCACGACAGCUUCGGGCCCGGCUCGCUGCCCAGGAAGAAGAAGGUGCUGGUGUCGCUGCGGGACGAGGGCCGGCGGCGGGCGCAGCUGCGCAUCGGCUCGCCCCACGACUUCCGCCCGGUGUCCUCCGUCAUCGACGUGGACAUCCUGCCCGAGACGCACCGCAGGGUGCGGCUGUACAGGCACGGCUGCGAGAAGCCGCUGGGCUUCUACAUCCGGGACGGGGCCAGCGUGCGCGUGACGCCGCACGGGCUGGAGAAGGUUCCGGGCAUCUUCAUCUCCCGCAUGGUGCCCGGGGGCCUCGCCGAGAGCACGGGGCUGCUGGCCGUGAACGACGAGGUGCUGGAGGUGAACGGCAUCGAGGUGGCCGGGAAGACGCUGGACCAGGUCACGGACAUGAUGAUCGCCAACAGCCACAACCUCAUCGUCACCGUCAAGCCCGCCAACCAGAGGAACAACGUCGUCCGCGGCAGCCGAGCGUCCGGCAGCUCCGGCCAGUCCUCGGACAGCGCCACCGGCCACCACGGCCUGCCGGCCGCCCACGUCCUGCAGAACUUCCACCCCGACGAGAUGGAGAGCGACGAGGAGGCCGACAUCGUCAUCGAGGGCGCCCUGGAGCCCCCGCACCGCAAGACGCAGGGCCCGCCCGCGGGCAGCCUGUCCCGGGCCAACGGCACCAGCCUGGCGCACCGGCUGCACCGGGACCUGGCCCUGAGCGGCUCCGGACGAGAGAGCAUCCACAAACUGCUCAGCUCCCUGAAGGUGGACCCCCGCCACAGCCUGGCCUUCCCCCAGGGCGGGGUGGAGGAGCAUGGGCCCGCCGUCACCCUCUAGGCCCAGCUGACCACACCGGACUGACAUGCCCAGGAGAAACGUUUUUAACUUCUUAUGCCAAUUUUAAAGAAGAAGAAUUGUAUACUUCACACCUUCCUACUCUAUUUCAACACUAUUUUUAUAGCAUUUCCCUACAGAACUUACCACAAACACGCGUGUACACACACACACACGCCAGCCGGGUGCAGCUCUGGCAUCUUUGCCAAGGGACUGAGGAGGUCGAUGCAGAGUUCCUUUUUUAAGAUGAAGCUUUAAAAUUACUUUUUUAAGAUGGUCAAAUCCAUGUUUCCAACUUCACUGGUACAGAGACCCCCGGUGGUGGGCGGUGCGGCACGGCCUGUCCCGGUGCUCCCACCAGCUGCAGGCGUCGGGGUGGCCGAGGGGCAGCUGGCACCAGGGACGGCGUUUCAGAGAAGGAACGCGGCCUCGCCUGGCACGGGGGCGAGUCGCCCACUGUCCCAGUGCGAGGAGGGCCCGGGGCUGCCCUCGGGGAGAAGCGUGGACGGUGUCCAGAAGGCUGUGCGCACAGCGGCGGUCGGUGGGAGCUCCUGUUCUUUCACUGUUAACAGGUCACCUGGGACUUUAUUUUUAACAAAUAUUAAAUUUAUUGUCACUUCUCUUCGACCUUACAUUUACAUACUAAGUGAUUUUAAACAUUCCUGUUUGAUCAAAUUAAGUUUUUUACAGUGUUUUCUGUUUGGAUAAAUGUCAGGGAGAAAGUUACUUUUAUACUUUGAGAACUAACCUUUGACCAAAUAAAUCUUUGCUAUAAAUACAGGUAAAAAUAUUUUUGUAGGUCACUGGGCCAGCUCUGCCUGUGGCUGUGCCCUGUGGCGCAGUGCCACCUGCUGGUCAGUGGCAGGACUAUCCUGGUUUCGUGCCACAGGGAACUGAACCUGUCCUGGGCCUCUGGGAAGCUGUCUCGGGCAGAGUAGCUUUGCUGUCACCAUGGUCUCUGCACAGGUGUCUGAUGUGGUCUGAGCGCGCAGGGAAGACCAGAGCUGCCCCUGCAGGUCUCAGCGAGGACCCCCAGCCCCCUGCUUGGGCUCUGAGUGGUGCAGGACCCCUGUGGCGGCCGGCAGGCGGGGCUUUCGCCAGCAUGAGUUCCCAUCCUUAGCUGAGGGGCUGCAGGUUCUGGACGCCUGACAGGGACCUGGGACACAGCUGCUCCUUCCAAUGUGAAUCAUUUUUUAAAGAAACAAAGAGGCUCACCCUGACGUCCACGUGCUGCUGGCCAGGAUUUUAGUUUCGAGCUGCUGGGAGCACCUCGAGUGUAUUUUUCUACCCAAGUCUGUGUUUCUCCCAUUAUCUUUUUUCUUUUAAAAAAAACUGUGUUUUGUUUUAUAUGUCAGAAUAAAACCUCUUCUGCUUCUGCGUUGAUAA